This is a messenger RNA of Chrysochloris asiatica (Cape golden mole), 939 nucleotides long. RefSeq names its product olfactory receptor 6C2-like. The transcript has a single exon. Gene Ontology annotation, cellular component: membrane. The record is from RefSeq and is a predicted model, not a curated record. Gene Ontology annotation, molecular function: olfactory receptor activity; G protein-coupled receptor activity. Bases 1 to 939 code for a protein of 312 amino acids. Gene Ontology annotation, biological process: G protein-coupled receptor signaling pathway. Lineage: Eukaryota; Metazoa; Chordata; Mammalia; Afrosoricida; Chrysochloridae.
AUGAGAAAUUAUACAGCAAUAACAACAUUCAUCUUGGUGGGACUUACAGAUGACCCAAAUCUACAGAUUCUGCUUUUUAUCUUUUUGUUCCUAACAUACUUGUUGAGUGUUGUUGGAAAUUUGACCAUCAUCACUCUCACCUUGGUGGAUUCCCACCUUAAAACACCUAUGUAUUUUUUUCUCCGGAAUUUCUCUAUUUUAGAAGUGUCCUUUACCACUGUCUGCAUUCCCAGAUUUCUCUACACAAUGGCAUCUGGGGACAAUAUUGUUACUUAUAAUGCAUGUGCCACUCAAUUAUUCUUUGUUGUUGUCCUGGGAGCAACUGAGUUUUUUCUCCUGGCAGCCAUGUCUUAUGACCGUUAUGUAGCUAUUUGCAAGCCCCUGCAUUAUACAACCAUCAUGAACAGCAGUGUCUGCAUCAGGUUCCUUAUUGGCUGUUACAUGAUUGCUCUGAUCAUCGUUAUCCCACCAUUUGGCAUGAGCUUUAACCUGGAGUUUUGUGACUCCAAUGUGAUAGACCACUUUGGUUGUGAUGCUGCUCCCAUCCUGAAGAUCACCUGCUCCGACACAGAGUUUUUGGAGCAGUUUGUCUUAAUUCUGGCCGUGUUGACCCUCCUUUUCACCUUAGUGUGUGUGAUUAUGUCUUACACAUUCAUCAUCAGGACUAUUCUCAGAUUCCCAUCAGCCCAGCAACGGAAAAAGGCUUUCUCUACUUGUUCUUCCCACAUAAUUGUGGUUUCGAUCACCUAUGGAAGCUGUAUCUUUAUCUAUGUUAAACCAUCUGCAAAAGAAGGGGUAGCUCUUAAUAAAGUGGUUUCUGUGCUUACCACCUCAGUUGCCCCAGUAAUGAAUCCCUUCAUUCAUACUCUGAGGAACAAGCAAGUGGUUCAAGCUUUUAAAGAUUUGAUCAAAAGGAUUGCAUCUAUCUCAAAGAACUAA